Pyricularia oryzae 70-15 is the source of this 1646-nucleotide messenger RNA. RefSeq names its product 6-phosphogluconate dehydrogenase. Lineage: Eukaryota; Fungi; Ascomycota; Sordariomycetes; Magnaporthales; Pyriculariaceae. Gene Ontology annotation, molecular function: oxidoreductase activity, acting on the CH-OH group of donors, NAD or NADP as acceptor. Bases 323 to 1324 code for a protein of 333 amino acids. The record is from RefSeq and is a predicted model, not a curated record. The transcript has a single exon.
CUCAGCACGAGCAUCAUAGGUGCAUCGACCAGAGAUUCUACAUCUGAUCCUGAAACUUGACAGCGGCUUCAUCUUUAACCGAGCUAACUUUGGUACACGUUUGCUUGAUAUAAAUUGAGACGACAGAAGGCAACAAGUAUAUUGUUAAUGCGAGAAUUUUAGUCUUGAAGGUCACGAUCCAGUAUAACUCAAUUCCGUGUACACUUUGCCUAUCAGCCCCCAUAUUAGGCAGAAUAUUGUUAUAUUCAUCCCAUCUCGGACCUCAGAAAUACACUAGGCCGUCUAUCUCUCACGAUCAACAGCCAUCCCCACCAAAAAAAAGAUGGCAUCAGAAAAACCCCUCCCCAAGGUCGCAAUCCUCUCCAUCGGCGACAUGGGCGCCGGCAUCGCCCGCCUGCUGCUGGCGCACUCCUUCCCAGUGGCCACAAACGUGUCCAACAGGAGCAAGGACACGCAGCAGCGCGCCGCCGAGGCGGGGAUAACGACGCUGUUCAAGGACGACCUUGCACUCGUCGACUGGGCCGACGUGGUGCUGUCCGUGGUCCCGCCCGCCGACGCCGCCGCCACGGCGCAGCGCGUCGUCGACGCCCUGGCCUUCUCCAAGACGCAUCAGAGGGGCGAAAGCAGUAGCAGCACGCUGUACUAUGCCGACAUGAACGCCGUCUCGCCCGCGACAUGCCGCGAUGUGGCUGCCAUGUUCGCCCGGGCCCGCGCGCCCGUCGUCUUCAUCGACGGCUGCAUCCUCGGCGGGCCGCCCAAGCCGCCGGCGGCAGAAACUGCUUCUCAGGAUGCCGCGGCGCCCAAAACGUGGAAGGUGCCGCUCUGCCCGACGUCUGGCCCCAGCAGCCUUGCCGACGUCCACCCGCUUCUGCAGUCUACGCUAAACGCGCGGCCCAUCUCGGCGGACGUGGGGGCGGCAUCCGGGCUCAAGAUGUGCUUUGCGUCGCUGUCCAAGGGCUUCUCGGCCAUCGCCGUGCAGGCCUUCACGACGGCGCACCGCCUAGGCGUGCUGGGAGACCUGAAAUCCGCGCUGGAGGAGCUGGCUCCGGCCAAGCUCAAGCAGGCCGAGGGCGCUGUCACCGGUAUGCCGCCCAAGGCUUACCGGUGGGUCAGGGAGAUGGAGGAGAUCAGCAACACCCACAGCGUCGACGGGGGCUUUGGGCCCGAGUUGUUCGCCGGCGCCGCCGGUGUCUUCAAAGCCGUGGCCCAGGAUACCGUGCUGGGCCAGGAGAAGAUUGGGAGCAGGAAAAGGGGCAUGACGGUGGAGGAUGUGGCUGAGGCGAUGAGUGAGGGCAUGGACAAGAAGAGGAAGAAGACGGAAUGACUACUUGAGGUCGAGAUGAUGCGCGAUUCCAGUUGUAGAUAACGCACUGGAAGGGAAGAAGGCAGCGGCUUGCAGUAACACUAGUGCUCCUUUUUGAGUGAGUGGAAGAUAUAUAUACAUGUGCAACAUCAUGAGGCAAUCAAGACAAACAAAUAUCAGUCAUAUACCAUCGCUGAAUAAGCCCUUCUUAGCCCAAAGAUGCGCCUCUCUUAAGAUUUUAGAUACGUUGCUAGCUUCGAACCAUACGAAGGCCGACACCGCAUUGCGGGCAAGGAUAUCAGCCCAGAUUGACGAGGGGUCAAAUAAUGAUCAUCAUCCUAAG